Cryphonectria parasitica EP155 is the source of this 759-nucleotide messenger RNA. RefSeq lists its product as uncharacterized. The annotation marks the transcript as partial. Lineage: Eukaryota; Fungi; Ascomycota; Sordariomycetes; Diaporthales; Cryphonectriaceae. The record is from RefSeq and is a predicted model, not a curated record. Gene Ontology annotation, molecular function: DNA binding. The transcript has a single exon.
AUGGAGACUUAUCACGGUAUCGUGCGGACGCCCGCAGAUGCUAUCAAGCUGUUCGAGGCCUGCAGGGUAGGCCUACUAUCGCGCGUGCAGUGCAGAUUGUCCAAGAAGGAGCGGCAGUCGAUCCGGUCCGGGUCGGUAUUCGUGUGGGACGAGAGGGAGGCCGGCAUGCGGCGGUGGACAGACGGGAAGUCGUGGAGCGCGAGUAGGGUAUCGGGUAGCUUUUUAGCUUACCGCGAGAUAGAGGGCAAGCGGGGCGGCGGCUUCGGCACGUCGAGGAGGAGCGCGGGCAAGACGCUGGACUCGGGCCGCGGCAGCGACGAGGUCUCUGAGGACGGCGAGCCCAAGGGCUACCGGUAUAAGACGGACGGGCUUAUGAAGCAAACCUUUAGCAUCACCACCUCGCAGGGUCAGCACCUCCAUCUCAUCUCGUACUACUCGCGGCCGCACCCCAGCGGGCCCGAGCUGCCCCAGCCCAGCACCGACCCCAGCCUCAGGCAGGUCGUGCCCGUCAAGGAUAUGUACCCGGAGUCCAGCUUGAAUGACCAUCCCGUGCCCGUCACUACCAGGAACCACGUGGCCACGUACCCGCACCUGCCGCCGCUAUCGGAGGCAUACCACCCGCAGUACGCCCAGCAGCCAUCGCCGGUGGCAAGAUCUCCCUAUAGCCACUACACGGUCGCGGGCCACUACGCCCCGGCACCGCUCCCACACCCUCAUCACGCCCAUCUGCCCGCCGCCACCACCCCCUACCCACCGCAA